Molecule: messenger RNA, 1505 nt
Organism: Cyprinodon variegatus (sheepshead minnow)
Lineage: Eukaryota; Metazoa; Chordata; Actinopteri; Cyprinodontiformes; Cyprinodontidae
Gene: dhrs11a
Product: dehydrogenase/reductase (SDR family) member 11
Exons: 7
Coding region: 299-1066 (255 amino acids)
Source: RefSeq, a predicted model, not a curated record
CGAUGAAAGUGGGAGGUGAAGUGAACCAAACAAUCCCAACGCUGCCGGACUCUUGAUAUUUUGCUCUGAGAGGCGCAUGGAUCGAUCUUUACGACCCCUUAUUGCUGCCGUAGUGCCGGGUGCCACACAGUUUGAUGCGGGACUCCGGAUCGAGUACAUCCCGAGUUGCGGAUACCGAACGUAACCCCGCGACAUCUUCAAGCGCGGCAGCCUGAUUGUGAGACUUGGCAGGAGAGCAGCGCGAGGAGACCGAGCUGAGCUGAGCUGUAGGUUCGCUUCGGACACGGAGCCGGUGAAGAUGGAGCGCUGGAAAGGCAGAGUGGCCCUGGUAACCGGAGCCUCGGUCGGGAUUGGAGCGGCUAUAACUCGGGCUCUGGUCCAGCAGGGCAUGAGGGUUGUCGGCUGUGCCAGGAAUGUCGACAAAAUUGAGAAACUGGCGGCCGAAUGUCAGAGUGCCGGCUACAGUGGCACGCUGAUCCCCUACAAAUGUGACCUGGCCAACGAAGAGGAGAUACUGUCCAUGUUCUCAGCCAUCAAAACGCUUCACAAAGGUGUGGACGUGUGCAUCAACAACGCCGGGCUGGCUCACAAUGAACCCUUGCUCUCCGGAAAGACAGAGGGCUGGAGAAACAUGAUAGAUGUGAAUGUCUUGGCCUUAUCCAUCUGCACCCGCGAGGCCUACAAAUCAAUGAAAGAGAGGAAUGUGGAUGACGGCCACAUCAUCAAUAUUAACAGCAUGGGCGGGCACCGACUUGUGCCCAGCGCUGACGAGCAUUUCUACUGUGCCACUAAAUUUGCCGUGACCGCUUUAACUGAGGGGAUACGGCAGGAGCUCCGGGAAGAAAAGACUCACAUAAGAGCCACGUGUAUAUCUCCUGGUAUAGUUGAGACGGAGUUUGCCUUCCGACAUCACAACAGUGAUCCAGAGAAAGCAGCUGCGGUCUACGAGAGUAUAAAGUGCUUGAAAGCAGAGGAUGUAGCCAGUGCAGUCACGUAUGUCCUCAGUGCCCCUCCUCAUGUUCAGAUUGGAGAUGUGCAGAUGAGACCAGUGGAGCAGAUAUCAUAGCAGUGAUUAUGGACGGCAGCCACCACAGCUCCUUAGCGACCUCUGCUGGCCAUGUGGGUUAGGAGAGAGGGCGUGGGUGUGUGUCUGAGUCUACAGGAGCUUAACCAUGAAGAGCUGGAGCCUUAAAGAGGCUGUGCAAGGAAAAAGCAUGCAUGGACUCUGUAAACCACUACAAAAAAAAUAAAAUACUACUGAACAGCUGCUGGUCUCGGUCCUGAGCUGAACCGACUUUAAAACCGAAGUAGGAACAAAUCGGGACAGAGUUGCUGCUGCGCUGUGUGGCCAUCUGCACGGCUGCCACCUCAGAGGGAAAACGUCAUUGAUUGCACAUUUUGUUUUGUUUCUUUGUUUUGUUUAUCUAGGUUACAUGGCAUAUCUUUUGGAAUUUUAAUUAAAACAAUAACAAUUGCUGUUUAUAGGAAAAAUGUUUUCCUUUUUU